ACUGUGUCUCUUCGACACCAUGAUUGUUUUGUUAUCCCUCCACAAAUUCUCAUCACAAGUCACGUUCCGCUGGCCUAGAAAUCAAUUCAUUCUGAUCCCACGCCACCUGGAAUAAGCCCUGCUUUGGGGAGAUAUUGGACGCUCUGUGCAGAAAAAAGAAAGAAAAAAAAAGUACACACUUACCUUUCUCGCUUUCAUGGGCGAGGAAAUGAAGGACAAACUGAUUAAGUCAUAAUUUGCAAAGAAAAAUGGAUGUGAAGCAAAGUUUAUGUUGAAGUGAGUUUCUACUGAGAGUCAUUUUAAACAUUUUCCCGAGGAGGAAACGUCAACCUGCACAGAGGGAUAUAUGUCCUUUUCCCCAAAAAAAGGUUCUGUCCUUUCUCUCUUUAAAGACAGUCGCCCUCUGAGGGACUAUAUUAAGACGGCAAAUCGUGUCCCCGCUGGCCAUCAAUAAUGUAGAACAGGAUAAUUUGGAAAAUUGAGCCACUGCUGGGAGUUCCAUUUUUUCUAUCUGUGCUGGAUAGCUUGUUAGCCUGCCAUUAUGUUACUGCGUUUCAUGAGUAGAAAAGAUUGUGCAGGACAAGUGGCAGAGGGAAGAAGUCUCCUCUCGGUAUAGACGUUUUUAAAUAGCUCCUCCUCGAGAACAAUUUCAAAACGUCCACAAUGACACAUUAGAUGAGUUGGCUCAUUGUGAUUAUGUAAGAGUUUCAUACCAGCUUUAGCCCAUGUAUUUUGCCUCUUCCUUUUUCCAUGGAUUUACAGCGUUGGACUUUUCCCAUGCUUUUUUUCUCCUCUUUUCUGGAAGCGUCGACCAGGGGGCAUGGAUGUCAGAGGGUGACCCUGCGCCGAGUGUGCGGGCGAGGCAAGGUGCUUUGGCUGCCCAGGUGCUUUUAAGAUGUUGAGGUCUCCCUGCGCGUCCGGGGCCCCUGUUCGGAUCAGUAGCACUGAGGCUCCCCGUAGCCAAAGACAUGGACCCCGACUCGGCUCCCCCACGCCCUCAGCCUGUUGGCCACUGGCCCCACGUCGCCCUGUAAAGGAUGUCCCUCAGCAGAGCUCCGGCCCGGGACACCUCUGAGACCCCCAGCCCGAGAGAACGCAUCCGCAGCCACAUGAAGAUGGUGAUCGACCAGCUGGACGGCAUUCUCAAAGAGCUCAAGGAUGUGGCCAAGGAACUCCGGGAGGUGGUGGGUCAGAUCGAUAAACUUACGUCCGACUUUGACUUUGACCUGGAACCAGAUGACUGGACGGUGGCGACAGCCAGCAGCACGUCCAGCAGUGAGCGAGGCUUGGGAGAGGCCUUCAGACUCGACUUCCUCAAUUCAGAUGUGCUUUCAGAUAGCUGGGAGUUUUGCAGCUACCUGGAGGCUGCUGGAGGCGCCGCACGCAGACCCGGUGAGCAACCAGGGGAUCUACAAACGGAGCUGGGCCAUGGGACCAUCCCGACCCAGACACAGACCCCGACCCCACCCCCCACCACUGCCUCUGUGUACUCCCAGAUGAAUGGCGGGCUGCCCAUACCCAACGGGCCCCGCAUUAUUACCCCGGACUCCUCCAGCGAGGAGGCCAGCAGCUCCACGCACAGCCACAAGACUUCUCGCACCUCCGGCACAAGAGAACGAGUGCGUUUCAGUGACAAAAUUCUGUACCACGCUUUGUGCUGCGACGAUGACGAGGAGGAGGAGGAGGAGCAAGAUGGGUUAGAGGAGGACAAGAGUGGUUGUGCGACACCAGAGAGCGAUACUGAGCCCAGUCCCCUGGCCAGCUCAAUGGCCCCCAAACGUUCUUCCUCUGAGCACUCACUCCACCAUAACUUUCUGGACCCUUCCUACAUCUCCUCAUCAGUGAAGGGGAUGACAGGAGCUCACACACUACCCAGGAAAAGUCUCUUAAACCCCAGCUGCCGCAAAAAACUGUUACGAAAUAGCAGCACACAAACUGUCUCUGACAAGAGCACCCAAACUGUACUGCCCUAUGUUCCAGCCAAACAGAAAACAAAGGACCACUGAGAGAGCCCUGAUUUUAUCUUAAAUCUCAUGAAGAGGACUGUGCAUUAUUUAAUAUUAAAUUCAUAGCUCAUAGAUUAAUACA
Molecule: messenger RNA, 2088 nt
Organism: Platichthys flesus (European flounder)
Lineage: Eukaryota; Metazoa; Chordata; Actinopteri; Pleuronectiformes; Pleuronectidae
Gene: insyn1
Product: inhibitory synaptic factor 1
Exons: 2
Coding region: 1038-2006 (322 amino acids)
Biological process (GO): inhibitory postsynaptic potential
Cellular component (GO): postsynaptic density
Source: RefSeq, a predicted model, not a curated record